GCGCACCCCGCGCACCCCGGCCGGCCCGUCGUCCGCACGCAGACACCGCUCGAGCGUCUCCGCGUGACGGCUAACCAUGGCUGAGGGAGGAGAAGGCGAGGAUGAAAUCCAGUUCCUGCGAACUGACGAUGAGGUGGUCCUCCAGUGUUCAGCCACGAUCCACAAGGAACAGCAGAAACUCUGUCUGGCUGCCGAAGGCUUCGGAAACAGACUGUGCUUCCUUGAAUCCAUCUCCAACUCCAAGAAUGUGCCUCCAGAUCUGUCCAUCUGCACUUUUGUGUUGGAGCAGUCACUGUCGGUUCGAGCCCUCCAGGAGAUGCUGGCCAACACCGAGGAGAAGGCUGAGGGGACAGCCCAGGGCGGCGGCCAUCGCACCUUAUUGUACGGACACGCUGUGCUGCUACGCCACUCCUACAGUGGAAUGUACCUGUGCUGUCUGUCCACCUCCCGCUCAUCCACAGACAAACUGGCUUUUGAUGUGGGACUGCAGGAAGAUACCACAGGCGAGGCAUGCUGGUGGACCAUCCAUCCGGCAUCAAAGCAGCGGUCAGAGGGGGAGAAGGUUAGAGUGGGAGAUGAUCUCAUCCUGGUCAGCGUCUCCUCUGAGCGAUAUCUGCAUCUGUCCUACGGUAACAGCAGCCUCCACGUCGAUGCAGCCUUCCAGCAGACACUAUGGAGUGUAGCUCCCAUCUGUUCCGGCAGUGAAGUAGCACAAGGUUUCCUGAUAGGAGGGGACGUCCUGCGCCUCCUUCACGGUCACAUGGACGAGUGUCUGACUGUUCCAUCUGGGGAGCACGGGGACGAGCAAAGGAGGACAGUCCACUAUGAGGGGGGAGCGGUGUCCAGUCAUGCCAGGUCCCUUUGGAGGCUGGAGACACUGCGGGUUGUGUGGAGCGGGAGUCAUAUCCGCUGGGGUCAGCAGUUCAGGCUGAGACACGUGACCACGGGGAAGUACCUGAGUCUGGUAGAAGACAAAUCUCUCCUGCUAUUGGACAAAGAGAACGCCGAUGUCAAGUCCACGGCCUUCUGCUUCAGGUCCUCUAAGGAAAAGUUGGACCCUGGUGGGAGGAAGGAGGUGGACGGGAUGGGUGUUCCUGACAUUAAGUAUGGCGACUCCGUGUGUUACGUCCAACACGUUGACACCUGCCUGUGGCUCACGUACCAGACUAUUGACGCCAAGUGUGCACGCAUGGGCGGAGUGCAGAGAAAGGCCAUCAUGCACCACGAGGGUCACAUGGACGACGGGCUGACGCUGUCCCGCUCACAACACGAGGAGAGUCGCACUGCCAGAGUCAUCCGCAGUACAGUGUUUUUGUUCAAUGUCUUCAUCAGGGGUCUGGACACACUGAGGAGAAAGGGGAAGAGCUCCACGCUUGUUCUGCCGAUAGAUUCGGUCAGUCUGAGUCUGCAGGAUCUGAUUGGCUAUUUCCAUCCACCCGGAGAUCACCUGGAACAUGAAGACAAGCAGAACCGACUGAGGGCUCUGAAGAACCGGCAGAACCUCUUUCAGGAAGAGGGAAUGAUCAGCCUGGUGCAGGAGUGCAUCGAUCGUCUGCACGUCUACAGCAGUGCGGCUCAUUUUGCCGAGGCAGUAGGAAGGGAGGGAGGAGAGACCUGGAGCUCCAUCCUCAACUCCCUCUACCAACUACUGGCGGCUCUGAUCAGAGGAAACAGGAAGAACUGUGCUCAGUUUUCCGGUUCGUUGGACUGGCUGAUCAGCAGGCUGGAGAGACUGGAGGCCUCUUCUGGUAUACUGGAGGUGCUUCACUGUGUGCUGGUGGAGAGUCCUGAGGCGCUGAAUAUAAUCAAAGAGGGACACAUCAAAUCCAUCAUAUCUCUGCUAGACAAGCAUGGACGCAACUACAAGGUUCUAGAUGUGUUGUGUUCAUUGUGUGUGUGUCACGGCGUGGCAGUGCGCUCCAACCAGCACCUGAUCUGUGACAACCUGCUGCCAGGACGAGAGCUGUUACUGCAGACCCGCCUGAUCAACCACGUAAGCAGCAUGCGUCCCAACAUCUUCCUGGGCGUCAGUAACGGCUCUGCUCAGUACAGGAAGUGGUACUACGAGCUGAUCGUGGAUCAGGCGCUGCCCUUCGUCACAGCAGAGGCUUCCCACCUCAGGGUGGGCUGGGCCAACACCAGCGGCUACGCGCCCUAUCCCAGCGGGGGCGAGGGCUGGGGUGGCAACGGGGUGGGCGAUGACCUCUACUCCUAUGGCUUCGAUGGGCUCCAUCUCUGGUCAGGCUGCAUUGCGCGAACCGUCAGCUCACCCAAUCAGCAUCUCCUGAGAGCAGAGGAUGUGGUGAGCUGCUGCCUGGACCUCAGCGUGCCCAGUAUCUCCUUCAGGAUCAACGGCCAGCCGGUCCAGGGCAUGUUUGAGAACUUCAACUCUGUCGGCCUCUUCUUCCCGGUGGCCAGCUUCUCUGCGGGAGUCAAGGUGCGUUUCCUCCUGGGGGGUCGUCACGGGGAGUUUAAGUUCCUGCCUCCUCCAGGUUACGCCCCUUGCUACGAGGCGGUGUUGCCCCGGGAGAAGCUGAGGCUGGAGGCGGGUCAGGACCAGACCGCAGCCAAAGACCUGCUGGGACCCACAAUCACCUUGAGCCAGGCAGCUUUCACCCCCACACCUGUGGACACCAGCCAGAUUGUGCUGCCGCCUCACUUGGAGAGGAUCAGGGAGAAGCUUGCAGAAAACAUCCAUGAACUGUGGGUGAUGAACAAGAUAGAACUGGGCUGGACCUACGGCGCAGUGCGAGAUGAUAACAAGCGCCAACACCCCUGUCUGGUGGAGUUCUCCAAGCUUCCUGAACAAGAACGAAGCUACAACUUACAGAUGUCUCUGGAGACUUUGAAAACUCUCCUGGCCCUCGGUUGUCAUGUUGGCUUGGCAGAUGAACACGCUUUAGAGAAAGUAAAGAGCAUGAAACUGUCACCAACCUAUGAGCUGUCCGGUGGUUAUAAACCCGCCCCUCUGGACCUGGGCCACAUCAAGCUGACCUCCACCCAGGAAGCCAUGGUGGACAAACUGGCCGAGAACGCGCACAACGUCUGGGCAAGAGAUCGCGUCCGCCAGGGCUGGACCUAUGGCAUCCAACAGGAUGUGAAGAAUCGCAGAAACCCUCGUCUGGUCCCCUACAUUCUGCUGGAUGAGAGAACCAAGAAGUCCAACAAAGACAGUCUGAGAGAGGCUGUCAGGACUCUGCUGGGACAUGGAUACAACCUGGAAGCUCCUGACCAGGACCAUGCAGCUCAAUCUGAACCCGACAGCGUAUCUCUUGAGAGGUUUCGCAUUUUCAGAGCAGAAAAAACCUACUGUGUUAAUGCGGGGAAGUGGUACUUUGAGUUGAAGGUAUUAUCAGCAGGGGAGAUGAGGGUGGGUUGGGCCAGGCCCGGAUGCCUCCCAGACCUGGAGCUGGGAUCAGAUGACCAGGCCUUUGUGUUCGAUGGCUUCAAGGUCCAGCGCUGGCACCAGGGUAAUGAGCAUUUUGGCCGUGCGUGGCAGACAGGGGACGUGGUCGGCUGCAUGGUGGAUCUGAACGAACACACCAUGAUGUUCACACUCAAUGGGGAGGUGCUGCUGGAUGACUCCGGAUCUGAGCUAGCCUUCAAGGACUUUGAAGUUGGUGAAGGUUUUAUCCCUGUAUCCAGUCUGGGUGUGUGUCAGGUGGGGAGAAUGAACUUCGGCAAAGACGUCAGCACCCUGAAGUACUUCACUAUCUGCGGUCUGCAGGAAGGCUACGAACCGUUUGCUGUCAACAUGAACCGGGACGUCACCAUGUGGCUCAGCAAGAGGCUGCCUCAGUUUGUUCCUGUUCCCCCCAACCACCCACACAUGGAGGUGACAAGGAUCGAUGGAACAGUGGAGUCCUGUCCGUGCCUGAAGGUCACCCAGAGGUCAUUCGGCUCGCAGAACAGUUACACUGACAUCACCUUCUACAGGCUGAGCAUGCCUAUAGAGUGUGCAGAAUCCUUCUCCAGAUCCACAGCAAACAACAGCAUCUUCUCACCAAAGAGGGAACUGGAAGACUUUGAAACUGUGUCAGACUUUGAGGUCCUGAUGAAGUCUUCUCAUGGUCCCAAUGGUUCUAAUGGCCCCGACCGAGAUGAAUUCAACAACCACAAAGAUUAUAACCAGGAAAAGCCUUCAAAAAUCAAGCAACGGUUCACGUUGAAGAAAAACAAGACAGACAUCAGCUGUCCAACAUCUGUUCGUCUGUCAGAGGAGGUGAUGGCUGAUGACCGGGAUGAAUAUGAGUUCCUUACGCAAGCCUCUACUCACUACUACUCCGUGCGGAUCUUCCCUGGUCAGGAGCCCAGCAAUGUUUGGGUGGGCUGGGUGACCUCAGACUUCCAUCAGUACGACCCGGGCUUUGAGCUGCACAAUGUCCGAACCGUCACCGUUACUCUGGGAGACGAGAGGGGCAAAGUUCACGAGAGUAUAAAGCACAGUAACUGUUACAUGGUGUGGGCUGGAGAGAGCAGCAGUCCUGGUCAAGGGAGAAGCAAUGGCUUAGAGAUCGGCUGCCUGGUGGACACAACCAACGGAUUGCUGACAUUCACAGCCAACGGUAAAGAACUCAGCACCUACUACCAGGUGGAGCCCAGUACCAAGCUGUUCCCAGCAGUCUUUGCCCAGGCCACCAGCCCCAAUGUCUUCCAGUUCGAACUGGGGCGUAUUAAGAAUGUGAUGCCUCUGUCAGCUGGUCUGUUUAAGAGCGAGAGGAGGAACCCAGUCCCUCAGUGCCCUCCAAGGCUCCAUGUCCAGUUCCUCACUCCUGUGUUAUGGAGUCGCGUUCCCAACCACUUUCUCAAGGUGUCAGCAUCCAGAGUGAAUGACAGACAUGGCUGGCUGGUCCAGUGUAACAAACCUCUGCAGUUCAUGUCUCUGCACAUACCUGAAGAGAACAAGUCGGUGGAUAUCCUGGAGCUGUCGGAGCAGAGCGACCUACUAAAGUUUCACUACCACACGCUCAGACUGUAUUCAGCCAUCUGUGCUCUGGGAAACAACCGGGUGGCGCACGCCCUCUGCUCCCACGUGGACGAGGCACAGCUCCUUCAGGCUAUAGAGAACAAGUACAUGCCAGGUUUGCUCCGUGCGGGCUACUACGACCUCCUCAUCGACAUCCACCUGAGCAGCUACACCACAGCUCGCCUCAUGAUGAACAGCGAGUACAUUGUUCCCAUGACGGACGAGACCAAGAGCAUCACCUUGUUCCCCGAUGAGAGGAAGAAACACGGCCUGCCAGGCAUCGGCCUCAGCACCUCCCUGAGACCCAGAAUGCACUUUUCCUCCCCGUGUUUUGUCUGUGUGAAUGGAGUGUCACAUCGUAACACGGGAUCAGGAGACUGUUUCCAGUACAGCCCUGAGUUCCCCUUAGACGUCCUGAAGAUGAAAACCAUCGAGAUGCUAACGGAGGCGGUGCGGGAGGGCAGCAUGCACGUGCGGGAUCCGAUAGGAGGCAGCACUGAGUUCCUCUUCGUCCCUCUCAUCAAGCUGUUCUACACCCUACUCAUCAUGGGAGUUUUCCAGAGUGGAGAUCUGAAGAAUAUCCUCAGACUGAUCGAACCGUCCGUCUUCUCUGAGAGACGGGAAGGUCAGGAGGACCUGCCCACGGAGCCGGAGGCGCUGAAGGAGGGAGGGCGCAGCGUGCCUAAAGAAGGGCUGUUACAGAUGAAGCUACCCGAACCGGUCAAACUCCAGAUGUGCCACGUGCUGCAGUACCUGUGUGACUGCCAGGUGCGUCAUCGCAUUGAGGCGGUAGUGGCCUUCUCCGACGACUUUGUGGCCUGUCUUCAAGACAACCAGCGGUUCCGCUACAACGAGGUGAUGCUGGCGCUCAACAUGUCUGCAGCCCUCACCGCCAAGAAGACCAAAGAGUUCAGAUCUCCUCCGCAGGAGCAGAUCAACAUGCUGCUAAACUUUAAGGACGAGAAGCAGGAGUGUCCCUGUCCCGAAUACAUCCGAGAACAGCUGCUCGACUUCCACGAGGACCUGAUGAGACACUGUGGUAUAGAGUUGGAUGAGGAGGGAGGGAUAGAAGGGGACAGUGACUUCACCAUCCGAGGGCGCCUCAUGUCGCUGGUGGAGAAAGUGGCUUACCUGAAGAAGAAGAUGGGCAACCCCACCAAGGAGAAAGAAGACAAGAAACCCAGUACGUUGCAGCAGUUGAUUUCUGACACGAUGGUCCGCUGGGCUCAAGAGUCGGUGAUUGAGGAUCCAGAGCUGGUCAGGGCAAUGUUUGUCCUGCUGCACCGCCAGUACGAUGGCAUUGGAGGACAGGUGCGCGCCCUUCCUAAGACCUACACCAUAAACUCCGUAUCGAUCGAGGACACCAUCACCCUGCUGGCAGCUCUGGGUCAGAUCCGAUCUCUGCUGAGUGUCCGUAUGGGAAGAGAGGAGGAGAAGCUGAUGAUCAGAGGUUUGGGAGAUAUCAUGAACAACAAGGUGUUCUACCAACAUCCUAACCUGAUGAGAGCUCUGGGGAUGCAUGAGACUGUAAUGGAGGUCAUGGUGAACGUACUCAGUGGAGGAGACUCCAAGGAAAUCACCUUCCCUAAGAUGGUGGCCAACUGUUGCCGUUUUCUCUGUUACUUCUGCCGUAUCAGCCGCCAGAACCAGAAAGCCAUGUUUGACCACCUUAGCUACCUGCUGGAGAACAGCAGCGUUGGGCUUGCAUCUCCUUCCAUGCGAGGAUCUACUCCUCUGGAUGUGGCUGCAGCUUCGGUCAUGGAUAAUAACGAGUUGGCCCUGGCUUUAAGAGAACCGGAUCUGGAGAAGGUGGUGCAGUACCUGGCCGGCUGUGGGCUGCAGAGCUGCGUGAUGCUGGUGCGUAACGGGUACCCGGACAUCGGCUGGAACCCCGUGGAGGGGGAGCGCUACCUCGACUUCCUGCGCUUCGCUGUCUUCUGUAACGGUGAAAGUGUGGAGGAGAAUGCCAAUGUGGUGGUGAGGCUUUUGAUCCGCCGACCAGAAUGCUUCGGGCCGGCCCUACGGGGGGAAGGGGGCGAUGGGUUGUUGGCGGCUAUGGAGGAAGCCAUUAGGAUCUCUCAGGAUCUCUCCAGAGAUGGUCCCUCUCCUACAUCCGAGAGCAGCAAGACGCUCAGUGACAUGCUGGAAGAAGAGGAAGAUGACACCAUCCACAUGGGGGACGCCAUCAUGACCUUUUAUGCUGCUCUCAUUGACCUGCUGGGCCGCUGUGCUCCAGAGAUGCAUUUAAUCCACGCUGGUAAAGGUGAAGCCAUCCGCAUCAGAGCCAUUCUGAGGUCUCUUAUUCCUAUAGACGACCUGGUGGGAGUGAUCAGCAUUCCGUUCUCCAUGCCCAACCUGGCUAAAGACGGGCUGGUGGUGGAGCCUGACAUGUCAGCUGGUUUCUGUCCGGACCAUAAAGCAGCCAUGGUCCUGUUCCUAGACAGGGUUUACGGCAUCGAAGACCAAAACUUCCUGCUACAUCUGCUUGAAGUGGGCUUCCUACCAGACCUAAGAGCUGCUGCCUCUCUGGACACCGUGGCCCUCAGUGCCACGGACAUGGCACUGGCCCUCAACAGGUAUCUGUGCACGGCCGCGUUGCCUCUGCUGACUAAAUGCGCGCCGCUGUUCGCGGGGACGGAGCCCUUUGCCUCGCUGAUCGACUCGCUCCUCCACACCGUGUACCGCCUGUCCAAAGGCUGCUGCCUCACCAAGGCCCAGAGGGACGCCAUAGAGGAGUGUCUGCUGGCUGUUUGCGGUAAGCUGAGGCCUUCAAUGAUGCAGCAUCUGCUGAGGAGGCUGGUGUUUGACGUCCCACUGCUGAAUGAACACACCAAGAUGCCUCUGAAGCUGUUGACCAAUCACUAUGAGCGCUGUUGGAAGUAUUACUGCCUGGCUGGAGGCUGGGGCAGCUUUGGAGCUGCAUCGGAUGAAGAGCUUCACCUCUCCAGGAAACUGUUCUGGGGAAUAUUUGACGCUCUGUCACGCAAGCGUUACGACCAGGAGCUGUUCAAGAUGGCGUUACCGUGUCUCAGUGCUGUGGCUGGAGCUCUGCCUCCAGACUACAUGGAGUCCAACUACAUGGCCAUGAUGGAGAAACAGUCGUCCAUGGACUCAGAGGGAAACUUCACUCCCCAGCCUGCAGACACCACCAACGUAAUCGUCCCGGAGAAACUAGACUGUUUCAUAUCCAGAUAUGCAGAGCACAGCCAUGAGAAGUGGUGCAUAGGGAAGUUUUCCAAUGGCUGGUCAUUUGGGGAACAGAUUUGUGAAAUCUCCAAGAGCCACCCUUUACUGAAACCAUACAAAGGCAUCUCUGAGAAGGAAAAGGAGGCGUACUGCUGGCCGGUCAGAGCCUCUCUGAAGACCAUGCUGGCGUGGGGCUGGAGUAUCGACAGGAUCAGGGAGGGCGACGCCGCCAGCCUCCACAACAAGUCCAGGAGAAUAUCACAGGCAAGCCAGCAGUCUCUUGAAGGAGCUCCAGCGUUCAGCCCCAGGCCCAUCGAUAUGAGCAACGUUACUCUGUCCAGAGACAUGCAGGCGAUGGCGGAGCUGCUUGCAGAGAAUUACCAUAAUAUCUGGGCCAGGAGUAAGAAAAUGGAGCUGGAAGCCAAAGGUGGAGGAAACCAUCCUCUGCUGGUUCCCUAUGACACUCUGACUGCCAAAGAGAAGUCCAAAGACAGAGACAAAGCACAGGACAUCCUCAAGUUCCUCCAGAUCAACGGUUACACCGUGUCCAGGGGUGUGAAGUCGCAGGAGCUGGACACUCCGGCCAUAGAGAAACGAUUUGCCUACACCUUCCUGCAGCAACUCAUCACAUACGUAGACCAGGCACACCAACAUAUGAUGGAGUUUGACCUCGGAACAGGACCAAAGGGGGAGAAGAUUCCUCACGAGCAACAGAUUAAGUUCUUUGGAAAGGUCGUCCUGCCGUUGGUGGAUCAGUACUUUAAGAACCACCAGAUAUACUUCCUGUCCACAGCCAUCCACCCAAUCAGCAGCGGAGGCCACGCCUCCAACAAGGAGAAGGAGAUGGUGACCAGUCUUUUCUGCAAACUGGGAGUUCUUGUCAGACAUAGGAUAUCCUUAUUUGGUAACAACGCCACAUCCAUAGUCAACUGUCUGCAGAUAUUGGGACAAAGCCUGGAUGCCAGGACGGUGAUGAAGACCGGUCUGGAGUCAGUGAAGGCAGCACUGCGGUUGUUCUUCGUCAGCGCAGCAGAAGAUCUGGAGAAGACGCAGGAGAACCUGAAGCUGGGCCAGUUCACCCACAGCAGAGAACAGCCGCGAGGUGUCACGCAGAUCAUCAACUACACCACCUUCGCCCUGCUGCCCGUCCUCUCCUCUCUGUUCGAGCACAUCGGCCUCAACUUGUUCGGGGAAGACCUCAUAUUGGAAGAUGUCCAGGUUUCCUGCUACAGAAUCCUCAACAGCCUCUACUUCCUGGGGACCAACAAGAGCAUCUACGUAGAGAGGCAGCGGCCUGCUGUAGGAAAGUGUCUGGCUGCCUUCUCUGCAGCCUUUCCCGUUGCCUUCCUUGAACCUCACAUCGACAAGUUCAACAGCUUCUCCAUCUACAACGGCAAAGGAACUAAAGACAGAGCAGCUCUCGGUCUUCCGGGGCACGUGGGGGAGGUUUGCCCCCUGAUCCCUAACUUAGAGAAGUGUCUGGAGGAGAUCGUGGAGUUGGCGGAGUCUGGCAUGAGAUACACACAGAUGCCCCAUGUCAUGGAGGUGGUGUUGCCGAUGCUGUGCAGCUACAUGUCUCAUUGGUGGGAACACGGACCAGAGAGCAACCCGGACCGAGCCGACAGCUGCUGCACCUCUGUGACGUCUGAACACAUGAACACUCUGCUGGGAAACAUUCUGAAGAUCAUCUACAACAAUCUGGGAAUAGAUGAAGGGGCCUGGAUGAAAAGACUAGCUGUCUUCUCUCAGCCAAUCAUCAGCAAGGCCAAAACCCAGCUUCUCAAGACGCACUUCCUGCCUUUGAUGGAGAAACUCAAAAAAAAGGCAGCUGUUGUGCUGAUGGACGAGGAACACAGCAAGGCAGAGGGGAGGGGAGAGAUGUCAGAGACAGAGCUUCUCAUCCUGGACCAGUUCACCGUACUGGUCCGAGACCUGUAUGCCUUCUACCCUCUCCUCAUACGAUUUGUUGACUACAACAGGGCCCGAUGGCUGCGGGAGUCCAACCCAGGGGCCGAAAAGCUGUUCCGCAUGGUGGCAGAGGUAUUCAUCUUCUGGGCCAAGUCUCAUAACUUCAAGAGAGAAGAGCAGAACUUCGUGGUCCAGAAUGAAAUCAACAACAUGUCCUUCCUCAUCACUGACACCAAGUGUAAGAUGUCGAAGGGCAUAAUGUCGGACCAAGAGAGGAAGAAGAUGAAGAGGAAGGGCGAUCGAUACACGAUGCAGACAAGUCUCAUCGUGGCCACCCUGAAGCGCCUGCUUCCUGUUGGACUCAACAUCUGUGCCCCCGGAGAACACGAACUAAUCGCUCUGGCAAAGAACCGCUUCACGCAGAAAGACACGGAGGGUGAAGUUCGAGAGAUCAUCAAGAACAAUCUGCAUUUACAAGGAAAGCUGGAGGACCCAGCUAUUCGUUGGCAGAUGGCUCUGUACAGAGACCUCCCUAACCACUACGAGGACACCUCGGACCCAGUGAAGACUGUGGAGAGAGUCCUGGAGAUCGCUCACGUCCUCUUCCACCUGGACCAGGUUGAACAUCCUCAGCGCAGCAAGAAGGCCGUGUGGCACAAACUGCUGUCCAAGCAGAGGAAGCGAGCAGUGGUUGCCUGCUUCAGGAUGGCACCGCUCUACAACUUGCCCAGGCACCGGGCUGUCAACUUGUUCCUGCAGGGCUACGAGAAGUCCUGGAUCGAGGCGGAGGAACACUACUUUGAGGAUAAACUCAUAGAGGACCUCGCUAAACCAGGUGACCUGGAGCCAUUGGAGGAAGAGGAGGGGCUGAAGCACAUUGAUCCGCUUCACCAGCUCAUUCAACUGUUCAGCAGAACAGCCCUCACAGAGAAGUGUAAACUGGAUGAGGAUAUUCUCUACAUGGCGUAUGCUGACAUCAUGUCUAAGAGUUGUCACGAUGAAGAAGAGGAGGAUGGGGAGGAAGUGAAGAGUUUUGAGGAGAAGGAGAUGGAGAAGCAGAAGUUGUUGUACCAGCAGGCCCGGCUGCAUGACCGCGGAGCUGCUGAGAUGGUGCUGCAAACCAUCAGUGCUAGCAAAGGUGAGAUGGGCCCCAUGGUGGCCUCUACUCUGAAGCUAGGCAUAGCUAUUCUCAAUGGAGGAAACUCUACCGUCCAGCAGAAAAUGUUGGACUAUCUGAAAGACAAAAAGGACGUGGGCUUUUUUCAGGGUCUGGCUGGUCUGAUGCAGUCAUGCAGCGUUCUGGAUCUAAAUGCAUUUGAGCGGCAGAACAAAGCUGAAGGACUGGGAAUGGUGACGGAGGAGGGAUCAGUCAUCACUCAUGAGCGUGGUGAGAAGGUCAUGCAGGAUGAUGAGUUCACCUGUGACCUUUUCCGCUUCCUGCAGCUGCUCUGUGAAGGACACAACUCAGACUUCCAGAACUACUUGAGGACGCAAACGGGGAAUAAUACCACGGUGAACAUCAUUAUCUCGACAGUGGACUACCUCCUCAGAGUGCAGGAGUCCAUCAGUGAUUUCUAUUGGUAUUAUUCUGGUAAAGAUGUUAUUGACGAGCAGGGCCAGAGGAAUUUUUCUAAGGCAAUAAAUGUGGCCAAGCAGGUUUUCAACACACUCACAGAGUACAUCCAGGGUCCGUGUACUGGUAACCAGCAGAGUUUGGCCCACAGUCGGCUGUGGGACGCUGUGGUCGGGUUUCUGCACGUCUUCGCUCAUAUGCAGAUGAAAUUGUCUCAGGACUCGAGUCAGAUUGAACUACUGAAAGAACUGAUGGAUCUUCAGAAAGACAUGGUGGUCAUGCUGCUGUCGAUGCUGGAAGGUAAUGUGGUGAAUGGGACCAUUGGGAAGCAGAUGGUGGACAUGCUGGUGGAGUCCUCCAACAAUGUCGAGAUGAUCCUCAAGUUCUUUGACAUGUUCCUCAAGCUGAAAGACUUGACCUCCUCCGACGCGUUCAAAGAGUAUGACCCUGACGGAAAAGGUGUCAUCUCCAAGAGGGACUUCCAUAAGGCCAUGGAAAGCCACAAACACUACACCCAGUCUGAGACCGACUUCCUGCUCUCAUGUGCUGAGACCGAUGAGAAUGAGCUCCUGGACUAUGAAGAAUUUGUGGAGCGCUUUCAUGAGCCAGCCAAGGACAUCGGCUUCAAUGUGGCGGUUUUGCUGACCAACCUGUCGGAGCACAUGCCACAUGACACCCGGCUGCAGACCUUCCUGGAGCUGGCAGAUAGCGUGCUCAACUACUUCCAACCCUACCUGGGUCGGAUCGAGAUCAUGGGCAGUGCCAAGCGCAUCGAGAGGGUUUACUUUGAGAUCAGCGAGUCCAGUCGAACACAGUGGGAGAAACCUCAGGUCAAGGAAUCCAAGCGUCAGUUCAUCUUCGAUGUGGUGAACGAAGGAGGGGAGAAGGAGAAGAUGGAGCUGUUUGUGAACUUCUGCGAGGACACCAUCUUUGAAAUGCAGCUGGCGGCUCGGAUGUCUGAUGCCGGCGAGCGCUCAGCGGUGAAGGAGGAGAGUGAGCGGGAGAAGCCAGACGAGGAGAACCCCGAGAUGGGCUUCUUCUCUGUCACCACUGUCCGCAUGGCUCUGUUGGCUUUGCAAUACAAUGUCGUGCUGCUGCUAAAGGUACUGUCGAUGAAGACUUUGAAGAAGCAGAUGAAGAAGAUAAAGAACAUGACAGUCAAGGACAUGGUGACCACCCUGGUGUCUUUCUACUGCUCAGUGUUGCUGGGCCUGCUGCACGUGGCGUUCAGUGUAGCUCGAGGAUUUUGCCGAAUCUUCCACAGCAGCUUCAUGGGAGACAAUCUUGUGGAGGGGGCCAAGAGCAUUAAGGUGUCGGAGCUGCUGGCCAGCAUGCCUGACCCCACCCAGGACGAGGUGAGGGGUGAAGGCGAGGACCGAGACAAGAGACCCUCUGCUAAAGAGGACCUGGCUGAUCUGGCAGUCAACGCCAGCGAGACCGAGCUGUUGUCGGACAUCUUUGGCCUGGAUUUAAGAAGGGAGGGGGGGCAGUACAAGAUCACCCCACAUAAUCCCAACGCCAGCCUGACCCAACUGCUCAACUCCCCAGUUCCUUCCUCGACACCCCCGACCCCGCCCACAGACACCCCACCUGAGCUCAGGCGGCGGCAUCCGUCGCAGAGCUCUUCCUCAGAGGAGAAGGCAGCGACAGCAGAGACAGAAUGUGAACCUGAGAAAUCACCAGAGGCUGGACGUGUAGAGAAACCUGAGAAACAACAGAAAAAUGAGAAGACUAAGCCAAAAGUGAGAAGGCAUCACACCUCAAAGUCUGAUGAGCCGGAUCUGCAGGAGUCUGCUUUCCUGAAGAAGAUCAUAGCCUACCAGAGGAAGCUGCUGAACUACUUCGCCAGGAACUUCUACAACAUGAGGAUGCUGGCGCUGUUUGUUGCCUUUGCGAUCAACUUCAUCCUCCUGUUCUAUAAGGUGUCAACCUCCUCAUCUGUGGUUGAGGAAAUGGAGGUGACGUACACCAGCAGCCAACCAGACAACCGGGUUCAGUGGGACCCACUGGGAGGAGAGGCGGUGGAGACGAAGGAAGAGGGGGUGGAGGAGAGCGGGGAGCCCCUGAAGCCCGUCUCCGUCCGCUUUGUCCUGGAGGAGAGCACUGGGUACAUGGAGCCCAUGUUACGGAUCCUGGCUGUCCUGCACACGGUCAUCUCCUUCUUUUGCAUCAUUGGAUACUACUGUCUCAAGGUACCACUGGUGAUCUUUAAGAGAGAAAAGGAAGUUGCCAGGAAGCUGGAAUUUGAUGGCCUUUACAUCACAGAACAACCAUCUGAGGAUGACAUCAAAGGACAGUGGGACAGACUGGUAAUCAACACACAAUCUUUCCCCAACAACUAUUGGGAUAAGUUUGUGAAGAGGAAGGUGAUGGAUAAAUACGGGGAGUUCUACGGCCACGACCGCAUCAGUGAGCUGCUGGGAAUGGACAAAGCUGCUCUGGACUUCAGUGACUCUCACAAGAAGAGGAAGCCCAGGAGAGACAGCUCACUGGCAGCUGUGCUGAACUCCAUUGAUGUCAAGUACCAGAUCUGGAAGUUGGGCGUUGUAUUCACAGACAAUUCCUUCCUGUAUCUGGCCUGGUACAUGACCAUGUCCAUCCUGGGUCACUAUAACAACUUCUUUUUUGCUGCCCAUCUGCUCGACAUCGCCAUGGGCUUCAAGACGCUCCGCACCAUCCUGUCUUCAGUCACGCACAACGGAAAACAGCUGGUGUUAACGGUUGGCCUGUUAGCAGUGGUGGUGUACCUCUACACAGUAGUGGCCUUCAACUUCUUCAGGAAGUUUUACAACAAGGGUGAAGACGGAGAACUGCCAGACAUGAAGUGUGACGACAUGUUGACGUGCUACAUGUUCCACAUGUAUGUAGGUGUGAGAGCAGGUGGAGGCAUUGGUGACCAGAUUGAGGACCCAGCAGGUGACGAGUAUGAGAUCUACCGCAUCAUCUUUGACAUCACCUUCUUCUUCUUCGUCAUCGUUAUCCUCCUGGCCAUCAUACAGGGGUUGAUCAUUGACGCUUUUGGGGAACUGAGGGACCAGCAGGAACAAGUGAAAGAAGACAUGGAGACCAAAUGUUUUAUCUGUGGAAUAGGUAACGACUACUUUGACACAGUGCCACAUGGCUUUGAAACGCACACGCUACAGGAGCACAACCUCGCCAACUACUUAUUCUUUGUGAUGUACCUCAUCAACAAAGAUGAAACCGAGCACACAGGCCAGGAAUCUUACGUAUGGAAGAUGUACCAAGAGCGUUGCUGGGAGUUCUUCCCUGCUGGUGACUGUUUCCGGAAACAAUAUGAGGAUCAGCUUAACUGAUCAGUUUUCCUGCAGCAACAAACUCUUCCCCUUCAUUCUGUAACCUGUUCAAGGUCCUCUGAAGCCAUUUCCCCGAUGCUUUUCCCUGAAACUUUUCUCUAAGGAGACCCAACCAAACAAACAAGUUCUACACUCGACUUCGUUUCCCAUGUGAGGAACCACGUCUCCAACAGGCCCUAAACCGUUCUCCUGGAUCUUCCUCAUCCAGGCACUCAACUCGCCAGCUUUUCACCAACUUCCAGCACACUUUUCUUGGAAUGCUUUAAACUCUGACUUUGUACAUAGAAAAUAUCAGAGUAUAUGGUGUGAAGGGGCCGGUGGCAUGUCAAGAUUUUUGGCUCAGAUAAGGACUUUGUUGCUUCAUCUUAUUUCACAUCCGCAGUAACAAGCAAAAAAUACUGCUGGAGCCAAAGGAAAGUAAGGACGUAUAAGACGGACAAGGGAGGAGAGCAGAUGGCAAAUGAAGGGAAUUCUUUCUGAGAGACUGUCAAGACAAUGAGAUUAGUAUGAGGAUUUUUACUGCUUUUCAUUUGUACAAUGCACGUUGCAUGUAGGUACAGGAUGUGGAUAGAACAACGCCGCUGUAAUCCAACACAACAGCUCUGCAACACUCAGACCUUUGAGAAUCAGACUGUCAAAGAGGUGAGGGAUUCAAUUCAACUCUAGCUUGUGGUACAUGUGAAGUGGAAAGAUUUAAGGUGCCUCAAAAUAAUAAUCUAAUGCAACACCACCAAACUUCGGCCUCCACACUUACCAGAGUCAAAUCAACACCUCUGCGACACGGUCAAAUAGAACGGGACAUCCUGAUCUUCACAAAUAGGGCUGUUUUACUGGAUUGAAUAAAGGCACAGGUUCCAGAUGUUAAUAUUUUGUCCAUACCCUGUACAUGCCAACACUAUGUGAAGGGCUCCCUUAUUAAGUGUUCACCUUGCUAGCACUAUGGUCAAAGUAUGUUUUGUUCCAGAUGAACUGACUGACCGGGAAAGUGCCAAAGUGUCAGCCAAACAUCAACAUGUCAUAGUCCUCCAUAAGCUUGCAAUUUAUCUACAUCUCUUUUUUUAAAGACUACAUGAAUAAAUAAAACCUCCAAACUAUGUUUUCAAAAUGGUAAAAUUCAUUAAUGACAUGUUUAGUCCCUAAAUAGAAACCCUUUUAAUGAUUUUUUUUGCCCCAGUAAGAAGCAUGUUCUUAGAAUAGAGUCGCUGUCUGUCCAACAGUCUGAUCCAGGUCAAAAUAGGUCCGAUUGCCAUGAAAUGUACUGAGCCUCUGACCUCCAGCCACCAUUCAGGCAAACUCAAUAUUCCUGCUUCUUGUCGAGGCUUUAACAAGAACGAACGAGUCAGCAUGUUGGUUUGCUUUUGUUUUUGCACAGUAGUAUUGUGGAGUGUCACAAACAUCACAGGCUGUAAGUGUCACUAGUUGGGGGUUAGGACUUUUUUCAAAUAAUGCUUCUUAACUAGAGCAUGCUCGGUACAUUUGUUAAUCAAAGGAUGUAGUUUUAUAAAAAAGCAAUACUGAAUCUGCAAAAAAAAAACCUUUGUUUUUACUGUAUAGCUUAAGAUGAAGUUAUCACAUGCUUGUUAACUAAGGUGAAUAUUCACAGACUGGAGCAACCCAUCAGUAACAGCUGGAGGACGGGCUGAAGGCAAAUGAACAGUGUAUGGAUAAAAGCAGGGGGAUGGAUAUAGUGGAUAUAUAGUGCCUUACUAAGCCUGGGGUAAGUUAUGGAGGAGGAGAGAGGCAUUUCAGAAGGCCUGACAUAAAUACAACGCACUCUUAGAGCAGGCUGACUGGUGGAAACAUGCUAUGUGUGCGCACUAUACAACAGUAGAAGUAGAAGGUAAGAGAAUUGCCCUCAGGACUGUCAUUGGGAAUUUCAAAUGUCUGGCAUGCCACAAUGGUCCUUGAGCAGUUCUGGUGCACACCUGUUUAGAACUAUCACAUGACAUCAUUUCACUUUUAAGUUGUGCUUGUAUUGUAGGUUUGUGCAGUGAAGAGGGGGGUGUGACAAUUUAAAAAAAUGCACUUGUCCAGUGCAGAUGGCUUCUAUCUUUAUUUUGAGGGACUCCAUGUGCACAGUUCAUUACAGCCGAGCAGCAAUCUCCUGGUCUCAAAAACUAAGCCGAUGCGGAUAUGCAGGUCCUUGAACGACCACCAUUGAGUCGUUUCCCCUCGUGGUACAUUUCACCUUUUAGCCAUAGCAGAGACACCGCCGGAAUCACAGCACUGUGGUCGGGGCUUUGUGGGUCGAAUUGGGAUUCGUAUGGCGGUAGCCAGGCUGGCUAACACUAGCAGCUAGUCAUACUGCUAAUGCUAACAACAGUAGCCACACAACCAAAAUAUACUGUUCAUUGUCCCUUUGAAACUCUAAACAAACAUAUAUUUUUUGGCUACUUUAUUUAGUUAUAUCUGAUUCGGUUGUCACAAUAACAACUCUUGGAAACUAUGAGAGUUCCUUGUGUUAUACCGCUUUACAUAAGGAAUAGUAGAAUUACCGUAGCUGUGUUAUAGUGCUGCAGACAUACAAACUAAUAUAUCUCAACUUUGAGAGACAGAUAUCCAUAAUCCAUGACAAUGUUUUCAUAUUGCUAUUUUUCCUGCUCUGCACUUCAAUUGUUACACCCCUCACUGCAAAGACGACUGAUUAAAUGAUUAAAGUGGAAGAAAAACACAAAGCUUCCAUUGCACACAUACAAAGUUUAACCUUUUAGGAUGUGGGUUGAACGAAUUAAAUGAAUAACAAAUUAAUAACAUCAUAAACCAUGGGCCUCAUUCACCAAAUGUUCUUAAGAACAAAUUUUUGCUUAAUCCCCAGUUAUGCAGUUUUCACAAAGAUUCUGGCCUUCACCAAUGUUUUCUUAUGUAAAAACAGAAUUCUUAGCACUCUUACACACAGUUGAGAGCUGACAUGUUUGCGCAAAAUAAGUAGUUAUACCAUUUUCGUCCGUUCUAAUUUAAAAUGGAACAUUUCUCUCCUUUAUCAUUUUGCAACCAUUAUUUUGAUAUUUCUACACAUAAUUAUGUCUGUUUGUUUGAAUAAAUGCACACUACACUUACUGCUCAUUUGGGAAUUAACAGGGCGUUAAACUAUGCUAAAUAGUAGCAAUAGAGCACAAGUUUUCAAUUUACGACAUAUUGGGAUUCAUUAUUCUAAGACCGCACCUGCGAACAAUUCCGCUGUUUAGGAACACGUCAUGGAUCACGCUUAGACUUUUCUUAGGAACAAAUGUAAGAAAUAAGGAAUAUACUAAGAACUUAGGAGUAUUUUGGUAAAUGAGGCCCAAUAUUUUAUUUGAAGCACAGUUAUUAUUGCAUUACUAUUCAUUUUUUGUGUUGAUUGAAUGAAUGCUUAUAUGCUUAUCCAAACCGGUUGAUUUAUCUGUUUUUACUUUUUUUUGUGAUGGUCUUAUGCAAUACAUCAAAACAACUUACUGUUUUUGUAUUGACAUUCUCCAAAAAGAUAUAUCUAAAGAAAUUGCCAUUGCAUGAUUAACAACUAUAUCAAAGACACAAACACUGUGUCACCUAUAACUAUACUAGGAUUAUUUAAGAAUAAUUAAUAUUUCUGUAUUAUUGUAUUUAAGUGUUGUGUCUUUCAAUGUAACUCUUAAAGUCAUUUGCCACGUGCUGCGUCCCUGAAAAAAAAGGGAGUGGCUCUGGCUUUUUCCCACUUCUCCAUCUCCGUUUAAAUAUACUAUAAGUCAAAUAUUUGUUUAAGAAUCAUUUUAGGCUCAAGCAAUAGCCCUUCAGGGAGCGUGUGGGAGGUGACUGACCAUUGUAAAGUGCAAACAAAGGCAAAACAAAUAAAGGCUUGCUUAACGCAGUCUCAGUUUAAAAUACAAAUACUCAUUUCAUUUAUAAUCUGUGUAAUAAUUUAACUCAAUAUAAAUAAGCGUAUGAAUAAUAAUGGCAAGGAAACAAAACAUUUAACUUUAAAGGUGCAGAAGAGCAUAUAGUUAUAUAUCUAUAUAUUGUUAUACAUAUGCCACUCUUGUGUUUCUGCUAUCAGCUUUCACGUAGAGGAGGUCCUAUUUUCUUCCAGAGAAAGUAACACUUUUACUGGUUCGGCUUAUGAUCAACAUGCAGUAUGAUGCAGUCAGCAAUAGAAGUUUGCUGCCGAAUGUUUGUGUUUUCUAUGUUUUAAAUAUAACUAACACCAAACAUUUGCUAAGAAGAGUAGUACUCCCACCUUGAAAAGUGGUCGUGAAAUGUAAUUGCUACUAGUCAUUAGAAGUCAAUAUCUUACCUGAGUCAGUUAGUUCCUGACAUUAUGUACAAGUAAAAUACAUACCGCCCCAGGAGACGACUAAAGAGCCUGAUUCUACGGAAUACACCCUUAACGUUGAAUGAGGAAGGAGACAUUUAGCACAAAUAAAUGGACCAAUACAAGAAUGUUCAAAGUGUUCCAGUGGAGUGCUGUGUGCUCACGAUGCCAUGCCUAUUUUUCACUUUCUAUUUUAAUUGCAAUACCACCUCAAACUGAAUAAUGCCAUUACCAAAUGGUGUUUUGUUAUUAAUAUUAAUAACAGAAGGGGCAUGUUAAUUUGCCACUGAAUUGUGCACCAGUUAGACUUUUUGAGUUGACUGUUGCAACCUGUGAGGGAUAAAUGUAUUAAGUGGGACUGAGUCCUGAACAAUGAAUGAAUUUGCAUGAUUUUGGAAAUAAAACUUUAUUUAUUAACUUGUGA
Gasterosteus aculeatus aculeatus (three-spined stickleback) is the source of this 19635-nucleotide messenger RNA. RefSeq names its product ryanodine receptor 2a (cardiac) (gene ryr2a). Lineage: Eukaryota; Metazoa; Chordata; Actinopteri; Perciformes; Gasterosteidae. Gene Ontology annotation, biological process: intracellular calcium ion homeostasis; striated muscle contraction; release of sequestered calcium ion into cytosol by sarcoplasmic reticulum. Gene Ontology annotation, cellular component: calcium channel complex; smooth endoplasmic reticulum; sarcoplasmic reticulum membrane. Gene Ontology annotation, molecular function: ryanodine-sensitive calcium-release channel activity; calcium ion binding; protein binding. The record is from RefSeq and is a predicted model, not a curated record.